GAACGUUUAACGAACACAAAACAAGCGAAGAAAAAGAAAGCCAUAAAUAAAAGAGAUCUUAGAGAGAAGAAGACGAAAAGAAAGAAAGAAAUCGGCAACAAUGGAGAACGCUGCUGAGAAGGUCGGGCUAUGGGAAGGCCUGUUGAGAAGCCAUCAGAAGUCGCUCAAAGCCUUGUUCAGCCCCAAGAGCGCAAAUGCAGACCAAAACGACGACGUUCGCAGUAUUCCUCACCUCUCUCCUCUCGCCAAUUCCGUCGUCUCUCGCUGUUCCAGAAUUCUUAAGAUUCCUACUGAAGAGUUAGAGGCUCAAUUUGGAAUAGCAAUACCUGAGGACACUAAGGAACUUCUGACAUACUCGAGGAAUUUUCUAGAGUUUUGCUCAUACCAAGCACUACAUAUGUUGACUAAACGCCCAGAUUAUUUGAGCGAUAAGGAGUUCCGACGUUUGACUUUUGAUAUGAUGCUUGCAUGGGAGGUUCCAAGUGUUGAGAACAAACAAUUAGAGAAAGAGGCUGAGUCUUGCAGUAAUCAGGAGGUAGAGGAUGAGGCUGCGUGGUCACUUUUCUAUUCAAGUUCUACGAAGAUGGCUGUUCAGGUUGAUGAUAAGAAAACUGUUGGACCAGAGGCUUUUGCACGGAUAGCUCCUGCUUGUGCAGCUGUCGCAGAUAUAAUCACUGUGCACAAUCUCUUUGAUGCACUUACAACCUCUUCACGCUGUCGACUUCAUUUUCUUGUGUAUGACAAAUACAUAAGAAGCCUUGACAAAAUUAUAAAGGCUGCAAAAAGUGCAUUGGUUCCUUCCGUCGGAAAUCUUCAGCUUUCUGAGGGAGAAAUUGUCCUAGAUGUUGAUGGUACAAUUCCUACUCAACCGGUUCUGCAACAUAUUGGUAUCUCUGCUUGGCCUGGGCGGUUAACACUGACCAAUUAUGCUUUGUACUUCGAAUCAUUGGGAGUUGGGAUGUAUGACAAAGCUGUUAGAUAUGAUCUAGCAACAGAUAUGAAGCAGGUCAUCAAACCUGAAUUAACUGGACCAUUGGGUGCUCGCCUUUUUGAUAAAGCGGUGAUGUACAAGUCAACAUCUAUAGCAGACCCUGUUUAUUUGGAAUUUCCUGAAUUCAAAGGGAACUCUCGCCGGGACUAUUGGUUGGAUAUUUGUCUUGAGGUCCUGUAUGCUCACAGGUUUAUCAGGAAAAACAGCCUUAAAGAAAUUCAAAAGUCUGAAGUACUUGCAAGGGUUAUUCUCGGAAUCUUCCGGUACCGUGCUCUUAGAGAAGCUUUCCGCUAUUCUGCAUCCCACUACAAAACCUUACUUCCUUUUAACCUUGCUGAGAGUCUUCCAAGGGGAGAUUUUAUUUUGGAAACUCUGUCUAGUCGACUAGUCCUUUUAAAUGCUGAUGCUGCCAAAGGUGAUGUUUCUGGAAGCCCUUAUGCAAAACCGCAGUCCAAACUAUCCCCAGUUUCACUCCUGGCACUUUGCCAACUCGGAUUCAUAUUAGCAAAAGAGGGAAACAUUGAUGAAGAAUCAAUAAUUGUUGGAGACGUUUGUGUUGGUGAGACCAAUCCCUUAGAACUUGCAGUAAAACAAUCUGUAUCAGACACUAGUAGUGCUGAAGCUGCUCAGGCAACUGUGGAUCAAGUGAAGGUGGAAGGAAUCGAUACAAAUGUUGCAGUCAUGAAGGAACUACUGUUUCCAGCUAUUGAGAUAGGCAGGCGUCUCCAAAUUCUGGCCUCAUGGGAAGACCCUUACAAAUCAACAAUGUUUCUGGUGUUGACCUGCUACUCUAUUUUAAGGGGCUGGACCAGAUACAUAUUGCCAUUCCUUCUUCUAUUUACUGCAGUGCUCAUGAUCUGGCGCCGGCAGUUUAACAAAGGGAAGCCAUUGGAACCCUUCAGAGUUACACCUCCUCCGAACCGGAAUGCUGUAGAGCAGCUGCUGACAUUACAAGAUGCCAUCUCUCAAGUUGAAGCGUUGAUUCAAGCUGGGAAUAUCAUUCUCCUAAAGUUAAGAGCUGUCCUGUUUGCUGUACUUCCACAGGCAACGGACAUGGUUGCACUAUUGCUUGUUGUUUUGGCUGCCGUUUUUGCAUUUGUGCCUCUUAGAUAUAUUAUUACUCUAGUAUUCCUUGAGGUUUUCACGAGGGAAAUGCCUUAUAGGAAGGAAAGCAAUGACAAGUUGGUGAGGCGUGUUAGGGAAUGGUGGAUCAGGAUACCCGCUGCGCCGGUUCAACUCAUUAAGCCUGAUGAUAACAAGAAAAAGAAAUCAUAGAUCCUGAGGACAGUGUCUCAUAUUCAAAAUGUAAUGUGGACAGUAAAAAUGGUCCUUUGUCACAGUAAACUUAGAAGGAUUUUAGCCUGAAAUUUCUUGGAAUUUUGGUUCCUUGAUAUCAAAUAUGAUGUCAACAUUUUAGGGAUGCACAGUUCAUUCUUUCUUUGUAGAACAUGUUAAGGAAUACAAUGCUCAGUUGAAGACAAUCGUGAGCUUUGAAAAUUAGAAUGACAAAAUAACAUGGAUAAU
This is a messenger RNA of Morus notabilis, 2515 nucleotides long. RefSeq lists its product as uncharacterized. The record is from RefSeq and is a predicted model, not a curated record. NCBI's taxonomy places the organism in Eukaryota, Viridiplantae, Streptophyta, Magnoliopsida, Rosales, Moraceae. Bases 101 to 2266 code for a protein of 721 amino acids. The transcript has 10 exons.